GUUCUUCAUGGAGCUCUUGGAAGUAGUGGGCGGGGCCACUGAAGGGUCUCGUCGGCUGCCAUUGGAUAACCCCCUCAGAAGGCGGGACCUAAACAACCCCCACUACUCAUCCAUACAGCCUUCACCAGUUCACUUCAUUUCUCAAAGCAGUGAGAAACUCGCUUUGUCUCUAUUGUGAUCCAAGCACACGAGGAGAAGACCUACAGGAACAUAAAGCAGCCGAAACACUGGAAACUUAAAGCAAAAACACUAUAGUCGUGAGGAUCUUUGAAUCCACAAGCUCAUUGACCGGCAAUGCAAAGAGACUCUUCGCUGAAGAGCGAGAACAUCUGCUGGCCUAAAAUGACACCCUGCAACUUGCUAUCAGAUACGUUGGAUAUCGACUACUUCCACCAUGGAACCUGCCAGAUCAGAGAUGAGUAUCCUGCCCAAUGGGAAAGGUCAUGACCUAGGAGAGGAAAUGUGCAUGCCGAUGAAGACUAUGAUGGAGGAAGAACAAAACGGUACCCAGCAACGCAGGUUUGAUGAUCCUGACAGCACACUGGCUGAGAACAUUGAGUUCCUGCCCAACGGCGAGGGCAAGAAGCCACGUUUCACUGAUUUUGAGGGGAAGACGUCUUUUGGCAUGUCAGUCUUCAAUUUGGGCAAUGCCAUUAUGGGCAGUGGGAUUUUGGGAUUGGCCUACGCAAUGGCCAAUACUGGCAUACUGCUUUUCUUGUUUCUCCUCACAGCUGUCGCUGGUCUCUCCUGCUACUCUAUUCACCUCCUGCUGAAGUCCUCUGGUGUUGUGGGAAUCAGAUCUUAUGAACAGCUGGGAUUCAGGGCCUUCGGAAUGACAGGGAAGAUGGCAGCCGGAAUCGCAAUCACUCUUCAAAACAUUGGAGCCAUGUCCAGUUACUUAUACAUCAUAAAGUCAGAGUUUCCACUGGUCCUGCAGGCGUUUUUGAAAGCAGAUAACAAUUCAGAGGAAUGGUAUCUCAAUGGAAACUACUUGGUGGUGCUUGUGUCUCUCUCUGUCAUCCUGCCUUUGGCUCUAAUGAAACAGUUGGGUUACCUUGGCUAUGCCAGUGGUUUUUCACUCAGCUGCAUGGUUUUCUUCCUCAGUGCAGUCAUCUAUAAGAAGUUCCAGAUCCUGUGCCCAUUCGAGGAGUUUUCAUCCAACAGCACGUUGGCACACACUCAUUCAAACGUGACAGUGAACCACGAACACAGCUACCAUAAAGGACAUGCGAUGUUGGAUGACUCCCACUGCGGUCCGCAGAUGUUCACCGUCAACACACAUACCGCAUACACCAUCCCUAUUCUGGCCUUUGCUUUUGUCUGCCACCCUGAGGUCCUGCCCAUCUACACUGAGCUGCGCAACCCAACUCAGAAAAAGAUGCAGCACGUUUCCAACAUUUCCAUUCUGAUCAUGUACACUAUGUACUUCCUUGCUGCUCUUUUUGGAUACCUGACGUUCUACACAACUGUUGAGGCCGAGCUUCUGCACACAUACAGCAGGAUCGACCCCUACGACACUCUCAUCCUCUGCGUGCGUUUGGCUGUGCUCACCGCCGUCACGCUGACUGUGCCCAUCGUUCUGUUCCCAGUGCGGAGAGCCAUUCAAGAGAUGAUAUUUCCUAAUAAGACCUUCAGCUGGAUCCGACACAUCGCCAUCGCCGUCAUUCUGCUGACCUUUAUCAACAUGCUGGUGAUCUUCGCUCCCAACAUCCUGGGCAUCUUUGGCAUCAUUGGUGCAACGUCCGCUCCGUGUCUUAUCUUCAUCUUCCCUGCUGUCUUCUAUAUCCGCAUUGUUCCCAAGGAUAAGGAGCCAAUGCGCUCUACCCCCAAAAUCUUUGCUGCCUGUUUCGCUGGACUGGGCGUGUUGUUUAUGAUAAUGAGCUUGAGCUUCAUCAUCAUUGAUUGGACGACAGGCAGCAGCAGUGCUCUGGGUGGCCACUAGGAGACAAACUCUGAUGAUGAAUGUGUGUUUUUGUGUAUGUGCCUUUGUAUGAGAGCGUGUGGCGUACGUAAGGUUAGUGAUGUAACAUACUGAAAGGUGAUCUGAUUUAUUUUAUCUGAAUUUUCCUGCCUGUUAUAAUACAGAGGAUGCCCUAUCCCACUGUGAGAAGGAAAAGGUGAGGGGGACCCAAAGCAACAUCCCAUUUUACACAGAUAACUUGCCAUCAGAUAAUAGGGAAAAUGAAAAAAAAAAAAAAAACAAAAAAAAAAAGGUUUGAUAAAUUCACACUAAUGUUUUGUAUUUUAAAACCUGUAAAAGUGCUGAUCUUGUCGAUUUGGGCAAAUUAUUUUUAUUUAUUGAAGGGUUAGUGCAUCCUCACUAUACCUGUAGAAAUAUGCUGUUAUGGCUUAAGUUUGCUUGUUGUCAUUUUUAUUAACUCUCACUAUCUGUUUUAUCAAUCUAGAGCUCUUAUAUUUGACACGAGUUGCUGCAAGUACUGUAGAAACACAUAACUGCAUCCUUCUAGAUUUAUUUUAAGUGACGGCAAAUGCAUUGUACAAUAGAGACCUAUAUAUCAGAUUUUACAUAUUUAAUUCCGUGUAUUACUUUGGCCACUGAACAAGGAGACUGCAGAGAUUUUGAUUGCUUUCUGGGAGUAAAAUGAAGCUAGUUUAGUAAAGGUGGAUCGGUAGAUGGUUUACUCUCCAGUGGGCUUUGGACAAUCAACGAGUCACAUAACCACCUAUUUCAGAUAACUUGCAGUGUUUUCGGGUCAAGUCAGAGUGCAAUUGAUCAUAUUGCACAAUUUCAGUGUGCCAAAGCGAAGGAUUUCUAAAAUCAAACAAUAUUUUCUGUUUUCCUAAAGUAUGCACAGUAGAAUUAGAAUACAAGGCGUGCCUUGAUCACAUAGAGAUUUGAACAGUGAAAAACAUAUUUAUUUAAAUGUACCGAAUAUAUUUUGCAGUUCACUGGAUGAGUAUUAAUGUAUGUUGUAGUAUUAACGCGUACAAUGAUCGUGUCCUUUAUCGUUUUUAUUCGUGUUGCGUUGAAGAUCACAAUGCCUACUCAAUGUCUUUUACACAAACGCUAGAUAAGGACCUCAUAUACAAAUACAAAACUAUAUUGUACUUGAAAUGGACAUAAUCUUCCAGUAUUACAAUUCCAACAAUCAUAUUAAAGGAGUAGUUCACUCAAAAAUGAAAAUUGGCUGUAAAUGUAUUCACUUUACUCUUCAUCAAAACAGAUUUUGAGAAAUGUGGCAUUACAUCUCUUGCUUACCAGUGGGUCCUCUGUGGUGAAUGGGUGCCGUCAGAGUCCAAACAGCUGAUAAAACCAUCACAAUAAUCCACAAGUAAUUCAGACAACUCUAGUCCAUCAAUUAACGUCAUGUGAAAGGAAAGCUGCGUGUUUGUAUGCAUUUUUAUCAGCCUUUUGAAGUCUCAUUCUGACGGCACCCAUUCACUGCAGAGGAUCCAUUGGUGAGCAAGUGAUAUAAUGCUCAAUUUCUCCAAAACUGCUCUGAUGUAGAAACAAACUCAUCUACAUCUUGGAUGGCUUGAGAGUGAGGACAUUUUCAGCUAAAUUUAAUUUUUGGAUCAACUAUUGCUUUAAGCAUUUCACUGAAGUGAAGUUUGUGGUUUAGUUUGGAAGCUGCUCUCAGUAUCUCACAUGAUAACGGUUGUAAAUGUUUUAUUUUCUACAUCUGAGUUUAACUUGUUUCACAGUUCUUUUUCUUGUAAUUCUGAGUAUUUGUGGACCUUGUUUUGGUAUUAGCAGUAGUUAAUGAACCAGCUAAAACGUAGAAACAUAAAAGACACCAGUCUUUUUUUUUUUAGUGUGAAGGAAACUUUGGAGUUUGAAAUAUCCAUCUCUUACUCAGUGACGCUUUCAAAACUGUAAUGUGUUCAUAUUCUGCCAAAACAUUAUGCUGUGCAAUCCUGUUGAACAAUAAGCUGUGCUAACAUUAUAUGCCGACAAAUGACUAGCUGGGUUUUUAGUGGCAGAUAAUGGUAAACCAUGAGAAAGUGCAACAGAAGUAAAGUUUAUUUGUGAUAUAUGAAAUGUAGCUAACAUCAUGGUUUUGUUUGCAAUGUGAACCAAAAAACAAACUGAAGUUUAUGCUGGAGAUUGAAGUACAAUGCCAACAGUCCCUAGGAGUCACUAUUUAACAUGGCAUUUCAUUUGUUUUCAAUUUGUACUUUUUGAAGUAUUAUAAAUCUAAAUAUACUAAAGAAAAGUGCCUCACUUUACAACCAGUUACCUUAGAUACUCUUUAGAUACUACCUACUUUUUUAUUCCCCAAUGAUCCCUUUAAGUGCUGGUUAAAUAGCCCUUGAACUUUACUUUUUUUUUUUUUUAAAUCCUGGUUACAAUGAACAAUUUGUAAUUUUAAUAUUAUAAUUAAUUUUUUUUUUUAAUAUUCUUUUAGUCAAGUUAUAGCCUUGCUGGGUAUAUUUUGCUUCAACCAAAGUAGCAUUGGAUUGAAGAUAAAACCAAGGGUACUGCAUAUUGGUAAUUUUGUAACAUGAUUCAUAUGGUAUUCAUAAUAAUUAUGACUGAAGUUAUUUGUCUCAGUGCAGCCCAGUUUAUAUACCUUUUCCAAACAAGUUUUGAAAUUUGUUAUAUUUCAUCUGGUACAGAUCAUCUGGAUUUUUUCCUUUCAAUAAGGAAUACACAAACCAGUAUUUACACGCUACAUCUAUUUAAUUGAUACAGUUGGGUUCAUAUGAAAAAUUGUUUAAUGCAUUCGUAUAUAUUGUAUAUAAAUGUGAACUGCUUUUAUUUGUGAUGCAUAUUUAGCUUGUAUAGUGUAAAUAGCAGAACCACUUUGACAAUAAAAAGCUGUUUUUAAACCUG
Molecule: messenger RNA, 4798 nt
Organism: Labeo rohita (rohu)
Lineage: Eukaryota; Metazoa; Chordata; Actinopteri; Cypriniformes; Cyprinidae
Gene: slc38a3b
Product: solute carrier family 38 member 3b
Exons: 18
Coding region: 395-1942 (515 amino acids)
Biological process (GO): asparagine transport; L-glutamine transport; amino acid transmembrane transport
Molecular function (GO): L-glutamine transmembrane transporter activity; L-asparagine transmembrane transporter activity; L-histidine transmembrane transporter activity
Source: RefSeq, a predicted model, not a curated record